This is a messenger RNA of Oncorhynchus nerka (sockeye salmon), 3149 nucleotides long. RefSeq names its product transcription cofactor vestigial-like protein 2. The coding region runs from base 265 to 1143 and encodes 292 amino acids. Lineage: Eukaryota; Metazoa; Chordata; Actinopteri; Salmoniformes; Salmonidae. Gene Ontology annotation, cellular component: nucleus. Gene Ontology annotation, biological process: regulation of transcription by RNA polymerase II. The record is from RefSeq and is a predicted model, not a curated record. The transcript is spliced from 4 exons.
UUUUGUUCCCUCAUUGGUCGGAUGCAGGCUCGUCCAGAGACACGUCAAAACGGCUGGCUGUGUAAUGUCUUUACUUUUGCCGCCACGCGUUCCUGUCGCACUGACGGUGCGUAAAGACCGAAGGCAGGACGCGCAGCGCAAUUGGGAUAGAAACGCCGCUCUCCAACGUUCCAAGUUACUUUAACCUCUCCCCGUCUACAAUCUCCAAUGAAGAUUUUGCUUAUUCCGUCAAAUUACUAUCCGUGAGAAUUCGCUUUUUUAGCCAUGAGCUGCUUGGAUGUUAUGUAUCAAGUGUAUGGUCCACCACCUCAGCCUUAUUUUGCCGCAGCGUAUAGCCCAUAUCAUCACCAGAAAUUGGCAUUUUAUUCCAAAAUGCAAGAAGCGCAAGAGAGCAUCAGCGGGGGCAGCUCGUUCUCAAAUCUCCCUGGGCCGACGAUAAAGGAGGAAGACUGCGCGCGAGAGAAGGAUCACCCUCCGGAGGCCGAGUACCUGAACUCGCGAUGCGUGCUUUUCACCUACUUCCACGGGGACAUCAGCUCGGUGGUGGACGAGCACUUCAGCCGGGCCCUCAGCCAGCCAACCAGCUACGUCCACGGGUCGGCUAGCAACAAGUCUGCACGAGAUGGAUUAUUCCCGAUGAGCCAGAGGAGUUUCCCCCCAUCCUUCUGGAACAGUGCGUACCAGCCCUCGUCCCUGAGCAGUGCCUUAGGAUCCUCCUACUCAGACAUACCCUUCCCUGGGGACCCCUACUCCUCUGCCUCUCUACACAGCCACCUCCACCAGGCCACCCCAGAGCCCUGGCACCACUCACACCACCACCACCAUUCUUACUCACUCGGUGGGGCCAUCGGCACCCAGGGCUCCCCCUACCCUCGACCCAGCAUGCACGAAGUCUACGGCACGCACUUUGACCCCCGCUACAGUUCUCUGCUGGUGCCCUCUGUCCGGCCGCACCGGCUCCCUCCAUCCACUGUCCCCGGACCCAGUGCCUCACCGUGUGACAUUGGGAAGAGCGAAUCAGCCAGCUCGGCCUGGACUGGGGCGUUCACAGGGGCAGGGGCAGACAUCAGCCAGAGCAUCGGCCUCAAUGUGGAUGCAGGUCUGCAGGUCCAGGAUAAGAGCAAGGACUUGUACUGGUUUUAAAGCUCUGCUGCCCUCCCAGGCCCGAGCUGGCCUCUGUGUUUCUCUGCACUGUAUGAUAUUGACAGACAUUUUCUGUAACAGAUUCUAAUCUCACUUGCAGCUCGACGCUACACCUUCAGUGGCGGAAACAUCCUCAGCUGAAAUGACUCGGAUACUCUCUGCUGGAAAUGCAGUGGACAAAGGGGAGAAUCUAAAACUCUCUCCUACUAAAGAGAAAGGAGGGGAGAAACCAUGCAGGACUUGCUGGACAGCUUGCCAGAAAUGCUCUGUGGUGUGACUGACAAAAUGUUAUCUGGCCAAGACUGAACACUUUCCUCCAAAGAGGACACUUGUUGAAAAAGAAAAAAAGAGUGAAACUGGAAAGUAAAAUUUUUUGAUUUGACGAGAGCAUACUCGAAGACUGGAAAAACACUAUUUGCUAUUGUUUUUUUUAUAUAUAUAUAUAUGAAAGGAGAGGAGCAAGAGAAAGGAGCAUUCUCUAACAUGACUGAAGUGAGCAGCGGCUAUUUGAAGCCAUUUGACUCUGUCUUGCUCCCCAGCAGCUGUCAACGACAACUGUUUCAGUACUCAACGGACACACACAAUUGUAGUGUCACUGCACAGUGUUUGACCAGGGGCCCUGGACUUCAUAAAUUGAGCAUUUUGUCAAAUCUGGACCUCGACCCACAGGGAACAACUGGUUUGACUGGUGAUUUUGAGGUGCGGGGUGGACAGGAGGUAGCAGAAGUGGACACGCACAACUGUGCUAUAUAUGUCUGUGUGCCAUAUCUGGGCAGUGCUACAGUAUAUGUGAUCUUUAUGUACUUAUUCCCCAUUGUUUUUCAAUCAUCCCAGGUAUAAAGCAAAGUCAAAAUCAAACAGUCAUUAUCCAUGGUAUAUUGUAUUGUGAACAUAUUAAUAUAUUGACCUUUUAAAGUAUUUUUUCUUGAUACAGUUGUAAUGUAACGUCAAUGUGUUGUAUGCCUCAGCCUGUAAUUAUAAAGCAAUGGGACAAUGUGAUUAAAACUCAACUUUAGAGAUAAAAUGCGUAGUCUAUAGAAUACACAAUUUCAUAGACAGUUAAUUUGAAAACUAUCCUGUUUGAUGUGAGUUCUGGUUAGUUUCGUCAAUGAUAUGUGUACAAAAUAGAUAUCGUUCAGCCAUCUGCAAGCACAACUUAAAGGAAAAUGCCACCCCCAAACUGUUGGUAUUUUUUUCAUUAGUCCAUUGUUGACAAAUGUUUUACUUGUCAGCAAUCAAGUUCUCAAGAUAUGUAACCUUCAAAAUACAGAAAUCAUCCCCUAUGGUGUAACUUGCAUCAUGUGAUGCUGUGUUUUGCAUCAUAUGACAACAAUGGACUAAUGAAACAAAUACCAAAAGAUAGUUUUGGGGUGGACUUUUCCUUUAGGUGUUCAAUUUUUAACUUCCACUAAUGCAUUGUCAGUGUACUGGGGUUUGCAUUAACCUUGAAUCAUUCUCUUGUAGAUACUGAAUGCUGAUGCUUCAACUUGUCAAUGUAAAGACAUAUUUCUAAAGAGCAUUCAAUACCGAACACCAGCAAAAAGUCUAUGAAGUAUUUGUACAGAAUAGUAUUUGACCUUGUCUGGAAGAAUAGUAUUCAAGAACAUUCAACUAAGAUGUUCUUGAGAAGAGCUACUUUAUUAAGGAAAAAUGGACUGUGAUUGUGAUAUGUGGUUGUCCCACCUAGCUAUCUUAAGAUGAAUGUUCCAACUGUGCGUCACUAAAUGACUCAAAUGUUCAAAUGUAAGAGGCCAGGGGAUAUUUCUUUCACUAUAUUCAACACCGUCUCUAUUUUCUCCAAGGACAUACUUUUCUCCUCGAAGACAUACAAAAGGCUACAUACAAACAGGCCACAAUUAACACAGAACUUAAUGAUCGGAGGGAGAAAAGGCAAUGGAACGGUCAUAAGAAUCAGGGGACUGAAAAGGACAUCGGGGAAAGAAAAGACCAUUCAAACAAAAAUAAUGUGUGAGGCUGCUGUCAUUGUGUUCCCUUUCUUGGUUGUG